Messenger RNA from Penicillium cinerascens, 1322 nucleotides. RefSeq names its product putative 3-ketoacyl-CoA ketothiolase (Kat1) (gene kat1). The record is from RefSeq and is a predicted model, not a curated record. Bases 1 to 1257 code for a protein of 418 amino acids. Gene Ontology annotation, biological process: fatty acid beta-oxidation; phenylacetate catabolic process. Gene Ontology annotation, molecular function: acetyl-CoA C-acyltransferase activity. The transcript is spliced from 4 exons. Gene Ontology annotation, cellular component: peroxisome. Lineage: Eukaryota; Fungi; Ascomycota; Eurotiomycetes; Eurotiales; Aspergillaceae.
AUGGCCGCAGAUCGUCUUAGCUCUCUUUUGAGCCACCUCAAGCCCAGUUCCAGCGGUGGCCUCAACGCCAUCGCCCAGAAGAACCCCGAUGACGUCGUCAUUACCUCGUGCAUGCGUACUCCGCUGACCAAGGCGCGCAAGGGUGGUUUCAAGGACACCGAGCUCGACUACAUCGUCUACGCUCUGCUGAAGGAGACCCUGGCCAAAUCGAAGAUCGACCCCGCGCUGGUCGAGGAUGUCUGCCUGGGCAAUGUCGGCGAAGCCAAGGCCGCUUACAUGGUGCGCGCCGCCGCCCUGGCCGCUGGAAUCCCGCACACCGCCGGUGCCUCAUCCGUAAACCGAUUCUGCUCGUCCGGCCUGAAGGCCGUGCAGGAUAUUGCCAACCAAAUCGCCAUGGGCCAGAUCGACAUUGGUAUCGCUCUCGGUGCGGAGCUGAUGUCCGCCGCCGGCGACCGUCUCGAGCGUCCCUUCAACGAGGAGGUGCUACGCAACCAGGAGGCUGCCGAUUGCAUGCAGCCUAUGGGCCAGACGUCCGAAAACGUAGGCAAGGACUUCAAUAUCUCGCGUGAGCAGCAGGACCGCUAUGCGGCCGAGUCGUUCCGUCGUGCCGAGGCUGCGCAGAAGGCCGGCUGGUUCGAUGAUGAGAUUGCUCCCAUCUCGGUUAAGGUUAAGGACCCCAAGACUGGUGAGGUGAAGCAGAUUACCCUCACCAAGGAUGAUGGUAUCCGCCCUGGUACUACCUAUGAGUCGCUUACCAAGAUUCGUCCUGCGUUCCCGCAGUUUGGUGAUAAGUCGACUGGUGGUAACUCCAGCCAGGUUACUGAUGGCGCCGCCUCCGUCCUCCUGAUGCGCCGCUCCAAGGCCAUCGAGCUGAACCAGCCCAUCCUGGCCAAGUUCUGCGGCGCCACCGUCGCCGGUGUUCCUCCCCGCGUCAUGGGUAUCGGCCCCACUGCCGCUAUCCCCAAGCUGCUGAGCAAGUUCCAGCUCGACAAGAACGACAUUGAUAUUUACGAGAUCAACGAGGCCUUUGCCUCCAUGGCCGUGUACUGUGUUAACACUCUGGGUCUCGAUCACGCUAAGGUCAACCCCCGUGGUGGUGCCAUUGCCCUCGGUCACCCUCUGGGUGCUACUGGUGCGCGCCAGAUCGCUACUAUUCUGAGUGAGGCGCGCCGGACGAAGAAGAAGAUCUUGGUUACUAGUAUGUGCAUUGGUACUGGACAGGGUAUGGCGGGAUUGUUCGUCAACGAGCAGGUUUAAAUAUGUAGCUAUACUUAUGAAUCUUCAAGAGCCUUUUCUGCUUGCGUGUCAGAUCCUUGUACUUG